Molecule: messenger RNA, 2355 nt
Organism: Sycon ciliatum
Lineage: Eukaryota; Metazoa; Porifera; Calcarea; Leucosolenida; Sycettidae
Product: AP-5 complex subunit sigma-1-like
Exons: 2
Coding region: 367-984 (205 amino acids)
Biological process (GO): endosomal transport; double-strand break repair via homologous recombination
Cellular component (GO): cytosol; lysosome; late endosome
Source: RefSeq, a predicted model, not a curated record
AAACCUUGAAAAAAUAGGAUUUGCAAGAGUGCAACACACUCAGUCUUCUUCUCUUGUUUAUUUCACUGUAGACAGCUGCAGAUAGCUGCUUGAUAGGACGUCAGUAAGAAGUGUUUUGCAGCUCCGUGUGUACUACUGGUGUUGGGAGAAGGAUAAAGAUAUAAAAAAACGGGUGCAAGCUGAAACUGAACGAGAGUGCUCUAAUCUCCACGAUCUUGGCUGCAGUUCCCGUGGAGACGCUUAUGGCAACUGAUCAAAUCGGAUCAAGCAAGUAAUUCAUUUUUCAAGUUUUGACAGCGAAUACACAAGGCACGCUCUGUGCAUUUGUAUUUGGACCGAAUGAGGCGGUUCUGCUGCUAAUUCACCAUGGUGGUUGGUUUCGUAAUCAGCACGGUUGCCAGCGACGUGACCCGUGUGAUUUUCUCGUUCAUGUUCGAGCUGGAUGGUGCAGUGGAUGUGGCCACUACAGACCAGCUGCGUGCACUCAGAAAGGAACAAGCCAUGCACGUUGCCUGCCAGGUGCAAAGCGAGUACUCGUUUCUCCGCGCCUCGUCGCAGUCACUUGCUGAGGUUGGCAUGACAACGGCCAUGACACGUGGCGGUGGUGGAGGCGGUGGUGGCGCUGGUGAGGAUGAGAAAGCGGUGCACGAGCACGGCCUGUUCAGAGUGCGGCCGGGCAUGCCAUUCACCGGAGAUGACAGCAAGGUGGUGCUGUGGCAAGCCACGGCCGGUGCAGGCUAUGCACUCGUCUGCGAAGAGGAGGAGAACAGAGUGGUGGCGGCACAGGUGCUCUGUCUCCUGGUGCAGUAUCUCCAGGAACAUGUGAAGUCUGCGGAGCAGCCGGCCGCAGAGUUCAUGUUGAAGUCUGAUCGUGUCAUGACCGUGCUGCAUCAGUUCCUACCCAACGGCCAGCUGCUGUUCCUGAACCAUCGUGCUGUACGUCAGCUGGAGAAGGAGAUGGAGGUGCUGUUACAGGGCAAGUGAUCACACCUGUACCGUCUGUACCGGUCAUGUUGCCUCUACUGCCGCAGUGCCAUGCUCUCUGCUGCUGCCUGCAGGCAUUGUACGCAGGUGCUGUGGGUCAGUGUGUGUGCUUCCUCUCUCUCUCUCUCUCUCUCUCUCUCUCUCUCUCUCUCUCUCUCUCUCUCUCUCUCUCUCUCUCUCUCUCUCUCUCUCUCUCUCUCUCUCUCUCUCUCUCUCUCUCUCUCUCUCUCUCUCUCUCUCUCUCUAUCUCUCUCUCUCUCUCUCUCUCUCUCUCUCUCUCUUUUCUCUCCCUCUCUUCUCUCUCUCUCUCUCUCUCUCUCUCUCUCUCUCUCUCUCUCUCUCUCUCUCUCUCUCUCUCUCUCUCUCUCUUCUCUCUCUCUUCUCUCUCUCUCUCACGCACACGCACACACACACACACACACACACACACACACACACACACACACACACACACACAUAACAGCCCGGAACUGAGAUAGUCGUAUCUUUACUCACCGUGCCUAUCCUUUACAAGUACAACUCACAUAACACUUGCCUGACUGGGCACAUGCAGUCAACCCUGCUGGCGGGGUUUUACUACACUAGUGCUAGUAGAUAUUGUGAAUGGACACACGAUGCUCACACCAGUGAUGUGCGCACACUCACACACUGACAUAGUCACAUAGUGUAUGGUCAGUAUGUACAUAGUACGUAUCUACAUUGUGAACUUACAAGUACCGGUAACAUGAUUGUGCUGUAUCACGCAUAGUACACAAUUCUGCUGCAAAGCCCGCUGUAGAACAAUGGCAUUGCGUGACGUGCACGAAAACAUGACGUUCACUUUGAGAUGGCGAACCAUUGAGACUUUUCAAAAAUCAAUUUGUUGUUUUAUUGUUCACCCUGAGAAUGGAGAGAGUGUAUGGUGUGAUUUUUAGACUGUGUGUUCGUGUGUGUGUGUUUGUGCGUGUGUGUGUAUGUGUGUGUGCAUGCGCGCGCGCAUGUGUGUGUGCAUGCGCGCGCAUGUGUGUUGUGGAAUGCAUCACACUUCUAGUCGUAUUUAAUGCGGAGCCUUCGAUUUCAGAGAUGCUAACAGGUGCCAUUAGAAACGGCUGAUUUGUUUGCCUGCAAUUUGAUUGUUUACCCUAAUGGUGGGCUAGGCCCGAAAAUUUGGUGUCAGAAGAUGAUUCAUUGUUAUCAGCAGCAAUAAAGAGACCAUUGAGGGAGUGUGUUAGGAAUGUGAGGUGAGAAAUGUACCGAUGGCAAAACAAUCGAGCAGCUGGUUGUGGCCACUAUAGUUGACCAGUCAAACUCAACACGUCAUCAUCGUCGUUGUCGUUGAAUUAAUUAUUUUAUACUUUUUACUUUGGAAGUCCCAAUGGAUCUUGUAAUCUU